AUGCAUGCGCUACGUUGGCCGUCGGCCAACUAUUUCUAUGCCUUUACCGUCCUUGUCAUCGCUUUUGGAUCUAUUCCCAAAGGCUACGACGAAGGCGGAUUUGCUUCAGCAUCAGGACUCAAGUCGUUUUUGACAGACUUUGGCCUGACCAGGGGAAGAUGGACAAGCGAUCCGUCUCAGUUGGCUACGCGGAGGGCUACUGUGUCUUCGUUGGGAGUGCUUGGGGCCGCCAUCGGGGCCGGCAUGGCAGUGUACGUCACUGAUGUAAUAGGGCGUUUGCGAACAUGGCAACUGUUUACCCUGCUCUGGAUGACGGGCUUCUUCACAGUCGCCUUUGCGUCAGGCAACCUUGGCCUGCUCUUGUUUGCCAGAAUCUGGGGAGGUGUCGGUGCCGGGGGUCUGACUGUUGUCGCGCCGUUGUACUUGUCCGAGAUUGCCAAGGCGAAGAAUCGAGGCAUGAUUGUGUCAGUGUACAUGGUUGUUCUGCUGACCACUCUGAUGCUGGGAUUCUUCAUUGGUUAUGGCGCCCGCAAAACGAUGGAGUCGAAUCGACAGCAAUACCGAGUUGUCCUUGCUGUGCCUCAGAUUCCUGUUGGUAUCGCACUCAUCUGUUCCAUGUUUUUGCACGACACACCCCGCUGGCUGGCCUCCAAGAAUCGGUAUGAGGAGGCCCUCAUUGUCCUGGCAAAAUUGCGCAACAAGUCGACGGAAGAUCCUGAAGUCCAGCGCGAAUACCACGAAAUGCAAGACGAGGUCGUAAGUAAGAACCUUGUCCUGGCCGACACUUCAACGUGGACAAUCAUCAAAGAGGUCGCGACAGUGCCCACCUACCGCGGCCGAUUCCUCCUCGGGCUCGCGAUGCAAACAUUUGCACAGUGGAGCGGUGGAAACGGUAUUACAUACUACAUUCCUGAAAUUUUCCGCCUCGCAGGCAUCACGAGUAACCGCGCUCUCAUUAACGCUGGCGGAUAUGGCGCUACAAAGCUAGUCUUCACCAUGGUCUUCAUGUGGUGGUUGAUAGACUAUUUUGGCCGUCGACGGUGUUUCAUGGUUGGCCUGGCUAUGCAAUGCGCAACACACGUCUACAUGGCAAUUUACAUGGCACUCUGGCGCCAUGACAAUAAUCAAUCCGCAUCCGCCGCAGCCAUUGCAUCUGUAUUCAUCUACGCCAUCGGUUGGUCCAUCGGUCUCUGCACAGUCCAGUAUCUAUACGGGACAGAAAUACUGCCCACCCGUGUCCGUGGGGCAUGCUACUCUGUAAACAUGAUGAUUCACUGGCUCUUCCAGUUCGCCGUCGUGCGCACCACCCCCCAAAUGUUCAAGAACCUCGACGUCUGGGGCGCAUAUGUCUUCUGGGCAAUGGUGUGUUUCGUUGGUCUCAUCGUCCUUGGCAUAUGGGCCCCCGAAACAAAGGGUGUACCGUUGGAAAGGAUGGGUGAAUUAUUUGAAGGGCCGUGGUAUAAGACGUGGAAGGCGAAGAUUGACAUGAGCAGUGAUGGCGAAUCACUCAUUUUACAAACUACACGGGACUCGGUGGCCGAACAGCAUGACGAUCGGAAUAAAGCUUCGAGGGAUUGA
Pochonia chlamydosporia 170 is the source of this 1578-nucleotide messenger RNA. RefSeq names its product MFS quinate transporter. Gene Ontology annotation, cellular component: membrane. The record is from RefSeq and is a predicted model, not a curated record. Gene Ontology annotation, molecular function: carbohydrate:proton symporter activity. Bases 1 to 1578 code for a protein of 525 amino acids. NCBI's taxonomy places the organism in Eukaryota, Fungi, Ascomycota, Sordariomycetes, Hypocreales, Clavicipitaceae. Gene Ontology annotation, biological process: transmembrane transport; carbohydrate transport. The transcript has 3 exons.